AUGGCCAUUCAUGAAGCAUGCAGGACGGCGGAGGUGGCUGACAUUUUGUUCCUCGUGGGGCAGUCACAGGGCGCAGGGAGGGAGAGCUCCCGGCUGGUCAAGGACUUCAUCAGCAGCAUGGCGCGUUCCUUUGAGAACGUGGUGAUGGGCAAAGGAGGCGUCCGGCUGGCGGUGGCACUCUACGGGGAGAAACCAAGGAUGAGUGUUGAGCUCACGGAUUACGUGACCAUUGAAGAAAUGCUGGCGGCAAUUCAGGAUCUCUCCCUCAAAGGCAGCAGCUUAAAAACAGGAUCAGCUCUGGCGUUUGCAGCUCAUGCUAUGUCUCGCUUGGACAUGCUGCGAGAGGAUGCGGCAAAGGUAGUUGUUUUGAUCACAGACGGGAAAUCUGGUGAUUCUGUUGAAGAUGAAGCCCAGGUCCUGCAGGAUGGGGGGGUGACCGUGUUUGCUGUAGGAAUUAAGGAUGCUGACAGGAACGAACUGAACAAAAUAGCGUCAGAGCCCACUGCAGAGCAUGUGCUUUAUAUUGAAGAUUUCCACCUCCUCCACAACUUGGCCCCCAAACUCUCUCGUAGGCUCUGUUUCACUGCCUCAGAGCCGCCCCAACCCAUCAAACAGACUGUGCAAGCUGAGAAGAUCAUUGGCCCCCGGGAUUUGCACAUCAGUGAGCACAGCCACAGCUCACUGCGACUCACGUGGAUGCCAGCUACUGGGAGGGUGAUGGGGUACCGUGUCCAUCUGCAUCCCAUGCUGCCUUCGGGGCAGCUGGUUUCAGAGGACCAGCGGCAGAUUGUGGUGGAUGGUGACAAAAGUACCGUGCUGGUGACUGAUCUGAAACCCAACACCAAGUAUGUCUUCACGGUGAGGGCCAUCUAUGCAGAUGCCCUGGGGGAGUCAGCAGCUGUCAAAGGGAAAACAACACCUGUGCCUUCAGUCACUAAUUUCCGUGUGACAGAAGAAGGACUUUUUACCUUGAAGGUGGCUUGGACACCUCCACUGGGCAAGCUGGAAGGCUACAAGAUCUACAUCCCAAGAGCCAACAGACCAGGAAUGAUGUACGAGCAAGUUCUGCGGGGCGAUGUCUCUUCCCACGUGCUGGAUAACUUGCAGGAGGAUAGAGAAUACAGCAUCAGCAUCUACGCAGUGUACCCCCAGGGGCCGAGCCAGCCUGUGGCUGCUGUGGGGAGAACAUGUCCUUCCUAACUCCAGCCUUGAGCCCUGCUCUUCCC
This is a messenger RNA of Nipponia nippon (crested ibis), 1226 nucleotides long. NCBI's taxonomy places the organism in Eukaryota, Metazoa, Chordata, Aves, Pelecaniformes, Threskiornithidae. The record is from RefSeq and is a predicted model, not a curated record.